Entamoeba nuttalli P19 is the source of this 882-nucleotide messenger RNA. RefSeq lists its product as hypothetical. The transcript has a single exon. The record is from RefSeq and is a predicted model, not a curated record. Bases 1 to 882 code for a protein of 293 amino acids. NCBI's taxonomy places the organism in Eukaryota, Evosea, Mastigamoebida, Endamoebidae.
AUGAGCCGUCUAUCCAUUGAGGAAUUAACUACAUUAAUUCCAUUUCUUGAAGAUAUUUUUACUGCAAGGAAUUAUUAUAUGGUUAGUAAAAAAACUCAACAGUCAUUUGGUUUACAUGACAAGAAUGUGGGAUAUAUAUUAACAGUUCAAAUACCAGAAGAAAUUAAAGCUCAAUUAAAUGAAGAAAGUGAAGAAAAUGAAGAAGUGAUAGAAAAAAGAUUUACUCAAGAAUUAUCAUUAUUUAAGAAUAGAAAAAUUACAUUACUUACAAAAACAACAAUGCAAUUAUUACCAACACUUAUGACACCUAUAAUUCUUCCUCCUGUUACAGCAAAAGUAAUAAAUUUUUUUAUUAAAAAUAAUAUGAUAAAACCAAUAAAAAGAGUAACUAUUAAAUAUGUUUUAACUUGUGUUGAAGAUAGAAAUCAAAUAAUUUCAUUAGACCCAUUUAAAGAAUUUGAAUAUUUACAUUUGAUAAUAUAUGACAUAUACAGAGUAGAAUUACAUAAAAUAAUUAGUAAACAAUUAAAAAUUAAAACUUUAAUAAUUACAUUUAAAAUGGCUGCUGAUAUUGAACCAACAAUAUUUAAUUCAUUUAAUGAAUUUCAUAUUGAUAAAAUGAUAAUUAUUUGUAAAAGAAAAGAAGAAAUUGACCAACUAAAUUUAAUAAAAAGUAUUAAAUCAAAUCCAAAAAUUCAAAUUUGUUGUAGAUUUUGGUACAAAACAAUUGACCCAAAAAUGGUUAUUGUUUGGAAACCAAAUCUUCUUUAUAUGACUGAAGAUGGUGUUCUUGAAGCUGAAAUACUUACUAAAUAUUCUCCUUGGAAUAUUAAAUUUGUUGAAUUACCACCAGAUGAAAAUGAAAAUAAUUUUCAAAACUAA